UCUGCUUGGGAGAGGUCUGGUUUAAAGCUGAAAAGGAGGAGCUUGUGGAGAAAGGGGCGGAACUUUGCUUGGGGACCGGGAUCUUUGGAAAUUAGCCAGAGAUGGGAGGAGGGUGUUAGAAGAGACGAUCAACUUGGAAAGUGGGCCAAUCCGUGACGCAAAUCCUCUAAUACCGCCCCAUCAAGCCCUCCUCCCCACUGCUCUGCUCCUCCGCUCCUAACUGGUUCUGCUUUCUCCGCCCGCCACACGUCUUCGCCACUCAGCAGAGGUUUUACAAAGGCGCAAGUAAACGGGUUGAGGAACUGGACGCUGAAAUGAACACAGCCCGGAUUGGGCAUCUGUGCACCUUAUUUGCAUGGGAGCUCAGGAUUGGCUGGCCUCUUGGGAGGCCUGGGCGGUGUUUGCCCUGCGCGUGACUACCAAUUACCAUGGCUGGACCAGGGACCACCUUCCGCCGCUUGGGCGCCUUGUCCGGAGCUGGGGCCUUAGCCUUGGCCUCCUACGGGGCACACGGCGCCAGGUUCCCGGAUGCCUACGGGAAGGAGCUCUUUGACAAGGCCAACAAACACCACUUCUUACACAGCCUGGCCCUGUUGGGGGUGCCCCAUUGCAGAAAGCCUCUCUGGGCGGGGUUACUGCUAGCCUCUGGAACCACCUUAUUCUGCACCAGCUUUUACUACCAGGCUCUGAGUGGAGACCCUAGCGUCCAAACUUUGGCCCCUGUGGGAGGGAGCCUUCUACUCUUGGGCUGGCUUGCCUUGGCUUUUUGAGCUUCCUUGUGUUUAAUUUCUGGGUACUCUUUUGAGAGUUGGAGCCGAAAGGGGAUUAAAAGAGAAAGGCAAAUAAAGAACUUUUGAGUCUU
This is a messenger RNA of Pteropus alecto (black flying fox), 862 nucleotides long. It is a transcript of the gene TMEM256, whose product is annotated as transmembrane protein 256. The record is from RefSeq and is a predicted model, not a curated record. The transcript has 4 exons. The coding region runs from base 429 to 770 and encodes 113 amino acids. NCBI's taxonomy places the organism in Eukaryota, Metazoa, Chordata, Mammalia, Chiroptera, Pteropodidae.